ACGGCAAACUUGAGAAAAAAAAAAAACUGACGUAAAAAAAUUGCCAUACAUUUGUACAACAUAUUUUUGCAUACGCCAAGGUGAAAGGAAACGAACUCGGAGAGGGUUAAAAGAAAAAUUGCAUUUUUUUGACCAUCUCGCGUGAACCACUAACACUAUACAUGGUGAAAGAAAAAACGACUUAUCAAAUACUUUAUGAGGUGAAUUCUUUUUCAAAGGAUCCGAUCCUCUUUUUAUAUUUCACUAUAUUUUUCUUCCACGCCUUCAAAAGAGUUGCCUCAUCAGAUUGUACGUACACGUUUUGGUAACUUACCUGCCCCAUGUUGCGCGAAGGAGGCUCCAUUUUUUUGCCCUUCCCGUUUUAGCAAAAUGCCAAAUUAGCAUUUAGCGGCGGGAGGUAUAUUAUACUUAUAUGUACGUUUCUACGUUGAGCUGUGCUCCAUUUUUAUGAUUUUUUUUAAAACCCCUUUUGUGACGCAGGAGGGGAGUUUCCUUUCAGUACACGUUUAGUUUAGCAAAAGCGGGGGAAAAGUAAACGCGUAUACGUAUGCAUGUAUAUGUGAACGGUUUAUACGUAUAUAUUUGAAGGUUUGGCCCUGCGAAUACGCGCGCGUAUGCCUCGGCCGCUGCCUCCCUCUGCGCUCCAAGUGUAACCGAGCUGCCCGAUCGUGCUCUCCAGGAGGGGCUAACUGGUGUUCCGACCGGCACAAUAGCUGUGUAGCGGUAUAGCCGCAUAGCAGCCUAUCCGUACAACCGCUUCCAGCAGAACAUGUCCGCCUUUAAACUAAUCGGAGUGGCGAACAACAGGACGUGGGGUCCUGACUCGAAGAACGAGGAGCUGGUGAACCAGUGCAUGGGGGAGUUGAAGAAGUACCAGUUUGAGCCGUCGAUGAAAUUCGAAAAAAUAGGAAAAAUCUGCGACUUCACGAGCAGCAGCUAUCAGAAGAACGUAAAGGAUGCGAACAAGAAUUCGAACGAAGGAAAUGCAUUUGAGGACGAGCUGCAGUUCCAAACAGUUGAUUUACGAGCAGGACAAAAGCAAAAGGGACCCAUGUACGGCAAGAAAAAAAUUAUGAACAAGCAAACCACACAAGCAUUUGCACAAAAACAGGAAGAAGAAAAUAACCUCUACAGUAGCAGAAUCAAAACAGCUGAGCAGAAGAAGCAAAAAUUACUGCAGCAAGCGAAAACAGCUCGAAUGAAUGCAAGGCAUAGGAUUUUCACCGAGUGGAGUAUCGAGCCCACCCCGGUAUGGACAGUCGAAUGCGAAGUUAUGUUUAACGAAUUGCCAAAGAAGCUAAUAAAAAUGGAAAACUUCCAAAUGCAAGAUAUUUACUUCAGAGGCAGAUUAUUAUACUACGAUAAAAAAUUUGAAAAUAUUAAUGUGAAGAGCCCCCCAGGACUGGUCAACCAAAGUAAGGACAGCAUCAACUUGGUGUGCAAGACUAUGGACGAUCAGUCCUUGAUGGAGAUUCUCCUGGACGAGGACAAAAAGAGCAAAGCAGCCGCAGCGGUAGCGGAAGAUGGAGUGAAUAGCAGCAACAUAAUUGUCGUUUCGACCGACCAGAUACUCUCCUGCCUCAUGUCAGCAGCGCAGUCCAAGUACUCAUGGCAUUUGUUAAUAACCAAAGAGGGGAACAAAAUUAUUAUAGACAAGGAUGAAGACUCCAUUGUAGAUUUACUAACCGUUAAUGAAAACUCGAUCGACGCUCCUACACAGGAUAAUGAAAAUAAAAUCAAUAGUUUGCAAGCUCUCGGAUUUGAAGCCAUAAAAAUUAAUCAGCGAUUUAGGAAACAAGUGCUUCUAAAAAAUGAACAGGCGGAGCAGUUUGAUAAUGCCUCCUUUACUGCCAAAAAUUGCAAAAAUUUUGAUGUCCUUUAUAGGUAUAGAAAAAUUCUUGUCCCCCCUAUAGUAAAUGGAUCUUCUAAAAAAAAAUGCACCCUCAUCACCAGGGGGGAGAUCCAUUCCAAACUGAAAGGAACGGCUAACUCGUAUGUCUACAUCUGUGCUCUUAACGAAUAUGAUAUUAAGAGCCAUAAAAACUGGAGGUCCCAAAUUGAAAACCAAAAGGGGGCUCUUCUCGCCAAUGAAAUUAGGAACAAUACUUCCAAAUUGCAAAAGUUUAUAUGCCAAGCUUUGAUUAGCGGUUGCGAAGACAUCAAGUUAGGAUUCAUUUCGAGGAAGAAUGCCAAUGAUGCGGAGAACCACCACAUCCUCUCCAUUCAGUCCCACAAGACCAAAGAUCUGUCAACGCAGAUUGGCUUGAAAUAUGAAAAUAUCUGGGGCAUCCUUAGAUACAUCGUUGACAUCAUUUCGGAGAAGCCCGAUGGAAAGUACGUCAUUUUGAAGGACCCCCUCAAGGCCCUCCUGCGACUCUACUGCACGCACGACGAUGAAAAUAACUAG
Molecule: messenger RNA, 2407 nt
Organism: Plasmodium vivax (malaria parasite P. vivax)
Lineage: Eukaryota; Apicomplexa; Aconoidasida; Haemosporida; Plasmodiidae
Product: eukaryotic translation initiation factor 3 subunit 7, putative
Exons: 1
Coding region: 770-2407 (545 amino acids)
Biological process (GO): translational initiation
Cellular component (GO): eukaryotic translation initiation factor 3 complex; cytoplasm
Molecular function (GO): translation initiation factor activity
Source: RefSeq, a predicted model, not a curated record